Messenger RNA from Thecamonas trahens ATCC 50062, 1475 nucleotides. RefSeq lists its product as uncharacterized. NCBI's taxonomy places the organism in Eukaryota, Apusomonadida, Apusomonadidae. Gene Ontology annotation, molecular function: amino acid transmembrane transporter activity. Bases 33 to 1382 code for a protein of 449 amino acids. The transcript has 2 exons. The record is from RefSeq and is a predicted model, not a curated record. Gene Ontology annotation, biological process: amino acid transmembrane transport.
GCAGAGCGGGCGCACGUAGGCAGAGAGGCAACAUGGCGCUCGACAAGGCCGCCCUGCUCACCUCGGUCAAUCGGUUUGGCAUGGGCGAGGUCGAGUCGGUGGCCGACGUCUCCGAGUGCGGCGAGUCACAUCCGCUGUUGGCGUCCGAUCUGGUGGACGGCGAGUCAACCAUUGUCGAGUCGGUGGUUGUUCUUGCCAACACCUGCAUCGGCGCAGGCGUCCUCGCGGUGCCGUACGCGCUCUCGGUGACGGGCGUUGCUCUCGGCCUCGCGCUCCUCGUCGCGGUCGCGCUCCUCUCCAUGUUUUCGUUCUAUCUUCUGGCAGAGACCCGCCGGCUCUCGGGGCAACGGUCGUACGAAGACAUUGCAGCGUUCUACUUUGGACAGGCUGGGCGGCGGGUGGUCCAGGCCUCGCUGGUCCUCCUCCUCAUCGGAGCCACCAUCAUCUACGCCAUCCUCAUGUCGGACUCGCUCCACCCGGUAGUCUCGCAGUACGCACCAGCUUCGCCUUGGCUCUCGCGCGACUGGCUCUCGGUCUAUGCGGUGGCGCUCAUCUAUCCGCUGACGCUCGCGCAAGACCUGCGGUUCCUACGGCACACCUCGAUGGCUGCGCUCGGCUGCCUCAUCUAUCUCCUCAUCGCACUCUGCGUCCGACUCUUUCAGUCGGUGAGUACGCUCCGUGUCGAGUCGGGCACUGACCCGUCGCCAGAUCCGCACAUCAUCCGCCUCCGCUACGCCAUUGUCUCGUCCAAGUUCUUCCUCGCCCUCCCCAUCAUUGCCGUUGCCUUCAAUGGCCAGUUCAACGCCGUGCGUGUCGCAAACGAGUUGCGCAACCCGACAAAGUCGCGCGUCUUGGCUGUCUCUACCGGCGCCGUCUCGGUCUGCCUCGUCUUCUACAUCCUCUUUGGCCUCGUCGGCAUCUACUCGUUCGGCGUAGCGACCAAGGGAGACGUCCUGCUCAACUUUCGCAGCGACGACGUUCUGGUCAACGUUGGUCGCGUCGCGCUCUUUCUCGUUCUCGCCUUUUCCUACCCGCUCUUCUUCCUCCCGCUCCGCGAGACCAUCGCGCUCAUUCUCGCGCCCAUUGUCGACAUCCGCUCGCGCGGCCUCCCCGCUCGCAUUGCCCUCACCACGGCCCUCAACGCCAUCGCCCUCAUCACCUCGAUGCUUGUGCCGAAUCUGCCCGGCAUGCUCGACGUGGUCGGCGCCACCUGUGGCAUGGGCAUCGCCUUUAUCCUCCCGGGCAUGUUUGGCUACAAGGCCAACUACUCGCGGCCGGGCAAGCAGAUUGCUUGCGUUGCCCUCGCCGUCAUCGGCGUCGUCUGUGGCAUCAUCUCCACCGUCGUCACCAUUGCCACCUGGGACGAAAUCGGGUCUUCGUAGAAGCCUCCUCCCUUGUCUUCCCCGCCCGCCCGCUCGCAGCAAGCGCCCAUAGUUGUCAUGCGUCCGCAGACGGGAUGGCGCCGAAAAAGGAUU